GAAAGCAAAACAUUAGGAGCUGCAUGCGAUAGCUGCUGUUCACUGAUUAAUUUUUAAAGAAAAUAAAAACAAAUCCGCUUCUAAUCAAUGGCCGCCCGUAUUGUUCAAUCGUUUUCCGGCGAUACACAGUUUCUGCUCCGGACUGCGGCCCUACAGCGCUUCACACGCAAUGGUCAUCGGUUACGUGGAAAACCGCCCGGUGUGGCGAAAACACUCGAACAGAGACUAGCAGAGGAACGCGCAGUCGAUCCAGAGGUAGCCCGAAAAAUAAACAUUGGAUUCCCACAUUUGAAACCGGCUCGAUCGGCACUGCUGAAGGAACGGCUGGCCCAUUUGAAAGCCCAGCGUGUCAAUCCCGAACUAGAGAAGGCAUCUCGUGCUCACACCUUAUCCAUCGAUCCGGAGUUGGUCAAACGUACCUGGCUUAAAACCAGUGGCCCCUUCCAUGUGCGUCGUCUGGCCGAACAUUAUGGUAUUUUUGAACAUCUCUUUGGAGCGGCCUAUUUUGUUCCGAGGGUUGAUCUACAGAUUGCCUUCCGAAACGGUGAUGCGGCGAAUCCAGUGUAUUACGGAAAUAUUGUUAAGCCAACAGAAGCAAGUCAAGAACCGGAGGUACAUUUUGAUUCUAGCUUUAACUAUAAAGAAGCUCUCGGCAGGACGGAGGCUACAAGUGACAGUAGCAGUACAUCUUGGUGGACUCUAGUUCUAACCAACCCGGAUGGACAUUUAAGUGAAGCUGAUAAGGAAUACUGUCAUUGGUUUGUAGCUAAUAUCCCAAGCAGUGACGUCUCGAAAGGUGACAGGAUUGUUCCAUAUUUGCAACCGUUUCCACCGAAAGGCACUGGCUAUCAUCGCCACGUUUUCGUGCUCUACAAACAGGAGAAAAAGCUGGACAUGGGCGAGUACAGAAUCGAAGAGGCUGAAGUGAAUUUGACGGCAAGAACGUUCAGUACGUUGGAUUUCUAUCGCAAGUACCAAGACGAUAUCACACCAGCAGGAUUGGCAUUUUUCCAAUCGGACUGGGACUCGAGCCUCAUCGGAUUCUAUCAUGACGUGUUGAAAAUGAAGCACCCUACGUUUGAGUAUGACUUCCCGAAGCCAUAUCUUCGGGAACAGGAAUGGUUCCCGCUGCGUAAACCGUUUAACCUGUAUAUGGACAAGUACCGUGAUCCGAAGCAGAUCAACAAAGAAUAUCUGGAACGAAAGCUGGCACGGACGCAUCCCUUCGAAGGUCCCGAGCCACCACUUCGUUUCCCCAAUGCCCACCCGAUACGAGAUGUUCCAUCCUGGUUGCGAACGGAAAUCAAGCGCGACCGGAGAGGAUGGGGUAGAAUCAAUGAUAUCUAGUUUGUUGUGUAAUAAGUAGAAUAAAAAGAAGCUUGUAAAUCGUU
Messenger RNA from Malaya genurostris, 1391 nucleotides. It is a transcript of the gene mRpL38, whose product is annotated as large ribosomal subunit protein mL38. Gene Ontology annotation, cellular component: mitochondrial large ribosomal subunit. The coding region runs from base 88 to 1347 and encodes 419 amino acids. NCBI's taxonomy places the organism in Eukaryota, Metazoa, Arthropoda, Insecta, Diptera, Culicidae. The transcript has 5 exons. The record is from RefSeq and is a predicted model, not a curated record.